Messenger RNA from Rhodofomes roseus, 1560 nucleotides. RefSeq lists its product as uncharacterized. The transcript has 6 exons. NCBI's taxonomy places the organism in Eukaryota, Fungi, Basidiomycota, Agaricomycetes, Polyporales, Fomitopsidaceae. The record is from RefSeq and is a predicted model, not a curated record. Bases 1 to 1560 code for a protein of 519 amino acids.
AUGACUCUCAGGAGAUACCUCAGCAACCUCGUAUCGCCAAUAUCGCCUCGUCGCCCUCGCACAGCGUCCAUUCAAUCACCAAACAGCGUACGAUCCCCCUUGGAGGACCUUCGGGACUUCUGGAAGGCAGCUUUUGAGGAGUCACUGGAGCAGGGCGAGGAGUUCAGGGCGGCGGCCCUCGCACGCAUUCAAGCGCAGCGAGGACUGCUCUCUGACGCAGAGGUGUGGGACCUGCAAACCAUGAACGAUGGGCUUGUGGUCGAGCGGAACGACCUCUCCGACUUUGCCCAGAGCCCAGAGAGGCUGAGCUUCGAGAUCGUUUCAAGAGCAUCCCGUUACAAGUCUCGCGCACAGUCACUGUACUCGGAAGUGAGGGAGGUCGUCCGGCGCUCACAGGCCAGUAUCGAGGGCGCUCAAGCGCGAGCUUCGGAAUGCAAGCGUGCGGAGCAACGAGGGGCGGUCACCAGGCAUGCGGGCGUUUCUGACAACUGCCAACGUAGAAGCGCGGCUAUAUAUAGUGGUUCACACCAAUCCGCCAGGGACCACGGGACGGAACUCUGCGACUCGCCGCCGGCAUACGAUUCCUGCUCGUCUUCGUCCUGGUACAGUCGUUCGCCCCCUGCCUCUUCCGACAGAUACGAGGCUAUAACUGGCUUCGUCUCGAAGACACACCGGUCAGCAUGGGACGCCGCCGAUGAAAAUCUGAACCUUGGUAUCCGACAGGCUUCCUCGGGUCCUGGCACCAACGACACCAUCCUUCCGAGCUUCGAGACGCAAGCCGUUGACGUGGGCCAAUGGGCUGCAGACGUCGGCAGACGCGUGGAGGUUGCGGCCAAGAGACGCGGCCUCGGUGCUUGCAAACGGCGCUCAACUCAAUCAGACAUUUCGGAACAGUCAGAGUUCUCUCCCGGUCCACCCACACCGCAUUCUUCCCCGCAGUCCUCGCCUCCUUCGGCGGAUCUGUCCGCAUCCCCUGCAUUCCUCAAAAGACUCGAUGAUGCGCUUAAGGGUGUCAACAUAUCCGUGGCAGAUCCCGAGGUGGAGGGCUUUGAGAAUCACAGCCAGGAGUUUAUCGCGGCGUCGUUCAUGAUGCAUCGAACAUCUCCCACACGCGUUCUUGGAUAUGGCAAGACGCACAUGCUUCGCGGCCCCAGAAGUCCCAUCCGGGCGACCCAGUCACAGCUCAACCCUGUCCUUCCCCUUCCGUUCCGACCUGUGCCUGACCUUCGCCGUGCUGCGAGCCAGCCUCAGUUACAGAUGCGGGGCCCGCGUGAACGACUCCCAGUGCUUUUCACACAGGAGGACAUGGACACGCUCCGAAUUAUGACGAGCAACCUCAGGUCGCCGAUCAGUCCACGGACAGAUGAAGAUGAAGACGAAGACUAUGGAGAGUGCGAAGACUUGUUCUCUGACGAUUGCACAGUGGAGACGGCAUCUGUCGUCGUGCAACCCUACGGGCAUUCUCGAGCCAACACCGUAGACCGACCCAUCGUUUGUUCUCCGGAGCUCUUUCCCUUCAAGACACCAACCUCGACUAGGUUCGAGGGCGUUAGGCAUUAA